Messenger RNA from Juglans regia (Persian walnut), 1963 nucleotides. Its product is annotated as UPF0481 protein At3g47200-like. Bases 1 to 1905 code for a protein of 634 amino acids. Lineage: Eukaryota; Viridiplantae; Streptophyta; Magnoliopsida; Fagales; Juglandaceae. The record is from RefSeq and is a predicted model, not a curated record. The transcript has a single exon.
AUGGCUGAAGAUGAUCCUACCACUUGUAUUAAGGCAGCUAUUGAGAUAAAGCUACGUGGCUUGACUACAAUUAAUGCUCAUGAAGACCAGCCUCGCAUAUUUAAAGUGCAUAAGCAAUUACUUAAGGUAAAUGAGAAUGCUUACAAACCCAUGUUACUUGCCAUCGGUCCUUACAACGACCAUCAAAUGGUUGGCCAAGGGCUUAUGGAAGAGCAUAAACUGCGACAUCUGAAGCAAAUGCUUGAUAGGAGAAUUGAACUCAGUCUGGAAGAUUACAUCAAUGCCUUAAGAGCUUUGGAAGUAAGAGCCCGAAAUUGCUAUGCCGAACGCAUUCCCCUUGAACCAAAUCAGUUUGUAGAAAUGAUGCUGCUUGAUGGGUGUUUCAUCAUUGAGCUUUUCCGAAUGUAUAAAAUGUGGAAUCUAAGGGAUGAGUAUAAUCCAAUCUUCCAAAUGAGCUGGAUGCUUCCUGAAAUAGCUCGUGAUCUAAUGUUAUUUGAAAAUCAACUUCCAUACUUUGUUCUUACUAAAUUGUUUGAGAUGAGUGAGAACCCAUCUAGACAUUCGGGAGAACACAUCGUCGCUAUUGAGCAAAGUGGUGACUUUGGUGAUCAUGCCAUUUGUUUUUUCUCUUAUUUGUUACCAUUUCAAGGAUGGGAAGUCAAGAGAUCAGGUUUUCAUUCAGCCAUAAAGCCACUUAAACUUUUUUGGACGCAUAAAGCUAUCACUCCUCGACUCGCAAAUAUGGUACAUGAUCGUCUAGUGGUUGAAAAAAAAUUCAUGAAUGCAGAAUUUGAGCAUCUACUUGAUCUGAUACAUACAAUGAUCAGGGUUUCAAUACUUGAUAUGGAACUACAUCGUGCCACAAAACUUCAAGAGGUUGUAGUCAUAUUCAAGAUGGGAGAGAUAUUUAAGCAUUUAUUUGGCUUGAUAUAUAGAGUUGUAAGUCCUUUACAUGUAACAAUGGAAGAUGGUCAAGAGAGCAAUGAGGACUGGGACACAAUACCCUGGGGAACGGAGCUUCGCCAAGCUGAAGUCCAAUGGAAGAUGGCACAGACAUUUAAAGAUAAAUAUAUAGAGAGUAUUCUUUGGGAGUUUAUACCUGAUGGCGCGGCAUUUCACGAGGCCGGAGUUGAAUUUGAGAAGGCAGAGAAAGUUGUGGGUGUACUUGCUCCAAAUAGGAAUGAAUAUGGCAAAUCAAAGCUUUGUGGAGCCUUAUUAAUCAAGGUGGUAGAGAAAUUUAUGUGCCUUCCUUGUCUGAACAAGAUUGAAAACUGGGACUCAAUUCCUCACGGCAAAGAGUUUAAAGAUGCUGGAAUCGAAUUCAAGAAGGCAAAGAAAUUUAGGGAUAUAAAAAAUAUGAUAAACUCGCCAAAGCCUAAUGCGACAGAGCUUAAAGAGGCUGGAGUCAAAUUCAAGAAGGGAAAGAAAAAUAACAUGUUUGCCAUAAAGUUUAGCAAUGGGGUACUAGAAAUUUCGCCUUUGACUAUAGAAGAUGAAACCGAGACUUUCAUGCGAAAUCUAAUUGCAUAUGAGCAAUAUAGACCAUAUAGUGAUUCGAAGUACGUCUCCGACUAUAUACUCAUGUUGGAUGAUCUCAUUGACUCUCCAAAGGAUGUUGAAUUACUUCGUCGAAAAGGAAUUAUUGAAAAUUAUUUGGGUAAUGAUGAAUGUGCUUCCAACAUGGUUAACAAGCUUGGUCGCCAUGUCACCUUGUCAUCCCGCAACUCCAUUUAUGAUAAAACUUCCAUUGAAAUGAACAAGCAUUGCGAGUUUGUCUGGAAUGAAUGGAAGGCAAAAUUAAGGCACGAUUAUUUCAAUAGUCCUUGGGCUUUGCUUUCAGUUGUGGCAGCUAUCUCAUUGCUUGGACUUGCAAUUACACAGACUGUAUUUUCUAUUAUUCAUUAGGUUUUCAUGUAGUACUAUCUUUCAUGUAGUACUGUCUUAAUCUUAUUGUUCUCUUAGU